Molecule: messenger RNA, 1743 nt
Organism: Penicillium argentinense
Lineage: Eukaryota; Fungi; Ascomycota; Eurotiomycetes; Eurotiales; Aspergillaceae
Exons: 2
Coding region: 1-1743 (580 amino acids)
Molecular function (GO): DNA binding
Source: RefSeq, a predicted model, not a curated record
AUGAGCUGGAAACGAGUCAUUCAGGACUCCGACGAGGAUGAGCCCUUCGCGGAUGAUGAAGUUAAGACCUCCUUCGAUCCGCUUCAGGGCCCUGAGUCCCCGCGACAGCAGGAGACCCGUGACCUUCCCGCGGUCCAGCAAUCAACACAUAGAACAGAGCAUGCGGGGUUUCCGGAGCCUCAAUUAGGUGUCAAUUUCGAUCAAUUUCUGCAGUCGCAGGACCAGUCACAGACGGCGGUUACGUCUUCGCAGCUGCAACGGGAGGAAAGGUGGAUUCCGUCGACUGGUGAUGGUGGGGGUUCUAUUGGAGCGAUGAUGACCGAGAUCGGACUGGCGCAGCAGAGACUGUUCGACGAUGAAGGUACCAACGUCGACCCGAACCAUUCGAUAUCUACGACCUACCCGAGCGGAAUCUCCGAACCUGGCUCGUAUCCUAUGCACUACCAAACAGCAGGCCCGGGCGAACCCUUUGAGCCUGUUAGCCCAUUACCCAAUAUGCCUCAAGAGCCGACUCAGCUUGUUGCACCGCCACUCACGAAUGGAUUUGAAUACAGCACGCCUGCGCCCUCAAAGCAUGUCGACUCCACAAUGGACCAAAUAGAGCCGACGACCACUUUUGCUACCUCAACAAAUCUGACCGAGACCACACAUACAAGAAAUUCAGGGAAAGCUGCCCAGCGUUCCAAGUCCAUGCAGAACGAGUGGAACUCUCCGCACGACACUGAGCCCAACUCCUCCGUUCGGUCACCAAAAGUCAGUAGAUCGAAGAGUGAUAAUGGUAGAGCGGGUUUGAUGUCUCCUCAGCAUUCCCCGGCUAGUACACGCGAUGAGCUAUCUAUGCCGGCAGUUACCGUCCAGGUAGCACCGGCUGAUGUGAUCUCAGCUAAGAAGAAGCGUGGCCGACCAAAGAAACAAUCAUUGCCAGAAGAAGACGAAGAUGACGAAUUGGCCCUUGUUCACAAUUCGAUUUCCGAGCGAACCAAGACCGAGAAAAGACGGCCGGGCCGACCUUCGAAGUCAGAAAAAGCAGAGGGUACGACUGGGGAUCACGAAGAGACUGGCUCUCAGGCCGCAGAUCCUUCUGUUUUUGGAAGUAAGGCUUCAAAAAAUGCUGAGCCAUCAGAGAAACCAGAACCAAAGAAAAGGCCAGUUCAGAGGAGCAAGACUGCGCCUGGCAAGCUCCAGAAACGCCGCAAAAUAGAUGACAAUGACGACGUUAUAUGGGUUGAGUCAAAAACGUUAGAAGUGGAAGAUGCAAAGGGCGAAACCGACUCAACCACCCUUGAGACAACAAAACAAGAUGCACCCGAAGCCCCACCCAUCUCAACUGAAUCACCUGCGCUUAAGAAGCGCGGGCGUAAACGGAGGAAGACGGCGGAGCAAACGAGCGAGACCCAAGCAGCUCCGGCGGAGCCUGAAAAGUCAGAGCAUCAUCUCGGCAACCUGGCCCCGAACGUGGAAGCCAAAGCCAAAGAUCAACCUUUAUCCAUCCCCGAACAAACUCCAAACGAGGAUGAGAAGGAAAAUACCGGUCCCUCUGAAGAAACACAAUCGGAAUCAACACCUCAGCCAGCCGAGCCGCCAGUCAAGCAGACUCCAUCCGGCUCUUUACCGCAAACACCCCAGCCCGAGAACCCUAGGAAAACACACAGUCCCAUUUCGUCGACCAGCAAAGUACCUUAUCGCGUUGGGCUGAGCAAGAGGGCGCGGAUCGCUCCAUUAUUGAAGGUUGUUCGGAAGUGA